AGUGGAUGGCAAGAAAUGGUGGUUUAUAUAAAUUUGGCUGCUUAUUAUUUAUUUGGGCUCUCACUAGCAAUCUUUCUUGACUUUAAAGCAAACUUGGGUCCAAUGGGACUUUACGGUGGCAUAAUAAGUGGAAAUGCGCUUCAGAUCUUAUUCCUAUUGAUUAUGACUUCCAGAACCAACUGGGACAAUGAGGUAGAGCAAACCACGAAGCAGAAAGAAGUGGGGAAGCCAAGAAAUAAGAACUUGCUGAUAAUAGUAUAAGCUUCCUUAAGAACAUAAGCAUGAAAAGCUCACUCUGUGGCUGGCUGGCUGCACAAAAUUAAAGAAAAACUAUAGUUUAUGGUGUGUUUUCCUUCAACACUCAUGAGUUUCUGUGAUCAAAUAAAGGACAGCUGAGUCGACCGAUGACUUGGGAGGUAGUUGGAGUAAUUAAUAAGUAUAGGUGGGGAUUAGUAUUUUAAUUUUCAGAAUGGCCGGUGGGAAAGAAUGUAGAAAUCUAAUUGUAUAUUUGUA
Messenger RNA from Rosa rugosa (rugosa rose), 513 nucleotides. RefSeq names its product protein DETOXIFICATION 35-like. Bases 16 to 261 code for a protein of 81 amino acids. Lineage: Eukaryota; Viridiplantae; Streptophyta; Magnoliopsida; Rosales; Rosaceae. The transcript is spliced from 3 exons. The record is from RefSeq and is a predicted model, not a curated record.